UGGACGCUGACGGCGGUGGGCGGGCGAAGCUAAGAAAAUUAUAAGGUCAUUUGAAUUACGCUUGCUAGCGAGCUUAUCGGCUACAAUGAACCAAGAAAUGAUAUUUAUGGUUGUGACAAUGAACGGAUGAUGAUCGUGGGGUCAAAGUCGACACGCGCACUCAAGCGGAUUUGACUCCCAGAGCGACCCGAGCAGCAGCUCAUUGUGGCAUUACCAACAGAGGAGGGGAUCCCGGUGCGUGUGUCUGUCUCUGCGUGCGUUUCUGUGAGCCUCUGUCAAGCCAGGCGAGCGGCGGUGAGGAGCGGAGAGGACGACCAGGAUAGCCUGUAAGCCGAUCAAAGCGGAAUCGCACACAGCGAGUUUCACGUCUGGGAUUUCUGCGCACCUACAUGCUGUGACGGUGUGAACGAGGAUGAUGCGUCUAGCGUGUUGCACGGCCCUGCUGUUCGUGUUGAGGCUGCUGGUGGGUUUGCCGUGGUACCAGGUUCUCCCGGCCAUCCUGAUCUUCUACCUUGGGAGUGGAGGAUGGACGUUCCUGCAGAUUUUCGCCAAAACAGUUGGCAGAGACUUACAUGCGGCAGGUGUGCUAUUGCGGGUGAAGAUGAAUGUCAGACGCCACCUGAAAGAGAAGAACACCAUUCCCAAGAUCUUUGCUGAGACAGUGCGCCGCUACGGGGACAAGACAGCGCUCAUCUUUGAGGGGACCGGGGAGAGGUGGACCUUCCGACAGUUGGAUGAGUACUCCAACAGAGUGGCCAACCUGCUGCUGGAGCGGGGCUUCAGGGAGGGUGACGUGGUGGCCCUCUUCAUGGAGAACAGGUCCCAGUAUGUUGGCCUCUGGCUGGGCAUGGCCAAGAUCGGAGUGGAGGCCGCUCUAAUCAACUUCAAUCUGAGACUAGAGGCCUUGGUCCACUGUGUCACCAUCUCCAAUGCCAAAGCUGUGGUGUUUGGCUCGGAGCUGACUGACGCGGUGUCUGAGGUCCACAGUUCAAUGGGGAAGGCAGUGCAGAUGUUUUGCUCCGGAGACUGGGACCCCAAACGUGUCCCGCAGGGAACCGAGUGCCUAGAGCCCCUGCUGGAGGGCGCCCCGUCUUACCUGCCAAGCCGGCCGCAACGCUGCUUCACAGAUCGCCUGUUCUACAUCUACACAUCAGGAACCACUGGGAUGCCUAAAGCUGCGAUUGUUGUGCACAGCAGGUACUACCGCAUGGCAGCUUUGGUAUAUUAUGGUUUUAGGAUGACACCAGAUGAUACUUUGUAUGAUUGCCUUCCUCUCUACCACUCUGCAGGUAACAUUGUGGGAGUGGGCCAGUGUAUAAUACAUGGCAUGACUGUAGUCAUCAGAAAGAAGUUUUCUGCCUCGCGUUUCUGGGACGACUGUGCCAAAUACAACUGCACAAUUGUGCAGUACAUCGGUGAGAUCUGCAGAUACCUGCUGAACCAGCCAAUUCGGGACACGGAGAAACAACAUCGGGUGCGCAUGGCAUUGGGGAACGGCCUCCGCCAGUCCAUAUGGGAGGAGUUCAUGAAUCGCUUCAACAUCCCACAGAUCGCAGAGUUCUACGGAGCCACAGAGUGCAACUGCAGCCUCGGCAACUUCGAUAACAAGGUCGGAGCGUGUGGCUUCAACAGUCAGAUUCUACCGUUCAUCUACCCCAUCAGACUAGUGAGGGUUGAUGAGGAGACCAUGGAGCUCAUUAGGGGACCUGAUGGCGUCUGUAUUCCCUGUAAACCUGGUGAACCUGGGCAGCUAGUCGGCAGGAUCAUUCAGAACGAUCCUCUCCGGAGGUUUGAUGGCUACGUCAACCAAUCAGCAACGAGCAAGAAGAUUGCUCAUAAUGUAUUCAAGAAGGGAGACAGUGCCUAUCUCUCUGGUGAUGUGUUGAUCAUGGAUGAGUGCGGCCACAUGUACUUCAAGGACCGCACGGGAGACACUUUCCGCUGGAAAGGAGAGAACGUCUCAACGACAGAGGUGGAGGGAACUCUCAGCAGGCUGCUAGACAUGAAGGAUGUAGUUGUCUACGGAGUUGAAGUACCAGGAGCAGAGGGAAAGGCUGGAAUGGCAGCCAUCGCUGAUCCAAGCCACUCCACUGACCUGGAGAAGUUUGUAAAGGACAUGGAGAAGGUUCUGCCUCCGUAUGCUAGACCCGUAUUUCUCCGCUUCCUUCCAGAGGUCAACAAGACAGGAACGUUUAAGUUUCAGAAGACGGAUUUGCGUCGGGACAGCUUCGACCCCACCACGGUGUCAGACAGACUGUACUUCCUGGAUUCCAGAAGAGGGUGUUAUGUGCCGCUGGACGAGGAGCUUUACCGUUCCAUACUGUCAGGGAAACACAAAUUGUGAUGAGCAGGUCGACCACUACAUCUACACAUGUACACAGACACACACACAGACAGGGAAAAAGAAGAGGACGAUAUUGUGUGACCAGGGCAGCAGCAGAAUGCAGGACCUUAUCCCCGUGUAAAAUGCAUAUAAAAUAAUAGCCAUACACACUCCGCGCACCAAUACUCAUGCCAACACACACCAUUGUAUCUCCAAAACCACUUUAAAAUCCCCCAAAAACAGAUACACAAACACAUAGCACCACUCCAUCCAUCCCCGGUAAAUGCUCUCGCUACCUCAGCACAGAGAGAGGCACAAACCUAAUACCCAGGUUUAUUCGGUAACUUGUAUUCACCCUUCACAUUCCCUGCUCAAGCAGACGUCAAAACAGCCACACCUGUCCAUUCUGGUCCAUCAAACCACAUGUGUUUGGGGGACAUAGUUGUGAGGGCUGCAGAGUUCAGGCUGCCUGGCGUCCAGAAUGCAAAAACUUGAAACUUCACAUAACCACAGACUUUAAGGAUGCCGAGGAGGAACAUGAGAGUGUGCACAACGGAGGGACCUACGCCGACCUAAACUGUCACUCGGAUCAUUGUUUCGUUGAUUGUUUCGGUAAAUUCUUGAGGCUCUACCAUCGACUUUACCUGCACAGUUAACCAGCAGCGACAAACCUGUGUGACAGCUUUCCUUUUCUCCUCUUUGGUCUCCUUGACCUCAUUUCCCACCUUGCUCUCCUGAGCUUUAGAUGAAAAUGAGGAAAGGACACCAAGGGUUUUUUUUUAAAAAGGGAACAACAGAUGGAUGCGAGUGAUCUUGGAAAGCCUUGGAUAAGUUCGGUUAGACCAGUGGUUGAAGCUGAAAGAUCUACUAAAGUGCAAUAGGGCUCCAGCGUUUGCAGUGCAAUAAUCAGCCGCACCACACGAGAGCUGAUAUAAAACAAAGCUUUGUAUUUAAAUAUGUCACACCAAAUAUAUUUAAGUUGUAGUGCUUGUUUACAUAUUUAAUGAAAUAUGGAAAUUUUUCGUAAUUUAUGUUUUUGUAAAAGCUCUUUUUGUCAUAGUGCAGGUUGUUUUUGCUUUACGUGUAUCCAAAUCUUCAGUUACUCUUGGAAAUGAAGCUGCAGUAUGCAUUUUAUAUCAGCUGCUGGAACACAACGUCAAGUGAUCCGACUGAUUCAACCCUGGGCUAAAUCCACGGGGCUAUUUCCUUAAGCAUGAGCUGACAUGCAGGAUGUUUGUGUGGCUGUGUUGUGUGGGUUUUGUCCCAAAAGGUAGACUGUCAUACGGCGUCUGUCUAUCCUUUUCAAACAUAUGAAGAGGACCUGACUGAAUAUAGAGAGGCACCAAAUCGACUUUUCAACAAUACUCUGGUGCUAAAGAGGGAUGUUCUGCCAGACUCAGUAGAGCCGAAAGAUCCAAAGAUUCAAAGGCAGGAGUGGGGACAUUGUGACGAAGGGGGUGCGUCGAAAUGCAACGGUAGAAGAAGAGCAAAUGUGCUUUGUCAUCAGUGUUUUGUCUGUCGCUUGCAGUAGCUGUCAUCAGAGGUUGUAGCAGCAUGAAUGAGCAUCAUCAAACACGCAAGCAGAGCACUGUGCCUUACUGUGAGUUCACCUCCCAGAUUCACAGGCCCUGGCCCACAUCAUAGUGUCUGUCUCAUCUGUCUGUCGUCAAGUUCCCUGUCAUAGCAGCCUUGCAAAGCUGGUGUACAUUGCUGGAUCUCCUCCUCUUAUUCUGAAAAUCAUCCUCUAAGAAUCCGUGGUAGUCCAGCAGGUGGCGCCUUUGUCCUGUAAGAGAUGGUAAGAAGUCUCCACUACCUGCUUGGAGGCUGUCAGGCACGCUUGUGGCCCCACUUUGUGGCUCGGCUCAUCUUGACUCUUUUUUUGGCUUUUGCCUUUAUAUGGCUAGGACAAUGUAAGCGUUAAAGGGGGAGAGAGAGGGGACGACAUUCAGCAAAGGGCCGCGGGGGUUGGUGUUGAACCUUCUGUACAUGGGGUGCCGCUCUACCAGAUGAGCUACCAGGCGCCCCAGGUGAAGGGACAAAUUGGCGCUGCAUGGUUUGACUUGGCACGGCAAAAAGGGGUUAUGGCAAAAGAGUAAAUGAAGCCCUUAACAUUUAUAGAUACAUAGCACAUUAAAACAGGAUCAUUGUGGAACUCAAAAUCUUAACUGUUUCUGUAUUACUCUAUGCAAAUUGGAUAAUUUGUUAUUUGUAACUGUAAAAUAAGAAACCAAAGUAUAUCAGUAUGCGACUCCUUAACUCUCAUAUUGAUGUAGUUUUUUUACACCUGCAUAUUUUAACAGCCACCCCAAGUUUUUCAGAGGCACCAUCUGUCCACCCUUAUGAAUAAUAUCUGGGGGUCUAUUCUGUGCGAGGCUGCUGUCACAGCGUCUUGUCUUCCUUUGAGUCUCCUCUGGUCGUAGUUCAAACUGUAACAAUUUAUCUUCUAGCUAUUUGUUACUUGUUUGUUCCUUGGGUUGUUCUUAUAGAUAUUAAUCACCCAAGUUUCCAUUAGCUCAGCACCUUUACUUCACGCCUUCAUCAUCUGUCUGCCAACCACCCCGAUCCUUUCCACUCAUCCAUCUCUGACCUCUUUCUUCUCCCUCCCUGACCUGGCACCCAUGUUUGAUCACCAUCAAGUACCGAGCCUCCAUUCUCUGCCAUGUCUGCUUCAUCUAGCUGCACAUGUCCAGACGAUGGUAUAACCAAUAGUCAAAUACGUUUUCUAAUUGGAGUUUUAGUGUUUGACAUAAAGCUCCAACUACACGCUCAAAACUGUUCUCAAAUAUCUUUUCCCGAUGUGUGUUGUGUGUAGUCUGCCAUUACCUUGUGUCUUUAUUUAAUAUCUUUGCAACUGAAGACAUCCCAGGCCACCUACAGUCCAGCCAGGCUCACCAGCUGUGGUUGUGUAACUGGCUGUAAUGUAGAGGACUUAUUGUUUGUCAUGAGUUUUAUUGCUUUAUUACUUUAUUGCUUUAUUGCUUUACUCCCCUGCAGACUGAUUCUCGAUAACUUUGAACAGCUUUUUUUAGUUCGUUCUUUGCACUGACUGGCACAGUUGACCUUGGCGGUUGCAGUCUGCUGACAGAAAUCGUCAAAGUUGCUCUCACCUCUCGUUUCCUGUUUGGGUGAAAAAUACCAACAAAGCCGUUUGACCGAAAUUUAGAUUUAUCCCCAUUUCCUCUGUGGUUCAAAGAGUCUCUCUCACUUGUAUUUAUUCUUUAAUGAUGAGUGAAAUGUUCUCAUGAAUGUCUGAAAAAGCAAAUGAGUGACCAAUGAUGAUGUUGUAACGUGUGAUUUACGUAUCUAAGGGAACACAGUUUUGGCUGUUAUGAUGCUUUGUGGCUGAGGGGUUGUCGACCCCGUCCAAACAGUCCCACAGCAGAACACUCUGAAUAUGUUUCCAUUUUCCACUUUUUUUUUAUGUUUAAAUUAUUAUUACUUUCUGAAGAAACUGUUAAUUAUACUUCGAUUGUUUAUACUUUGAUUGCUGUAUGUGUUUACUUCUGUUUUCUUUGUGUGAAAUCAUCGUUGAUUUGGGUGUGAAAAGGAAAAAUGGGAUUCAUGCAUGAGUGUAAGACAAUCGAAUAGCAGUUGUUUUGUUUUUUUCUACCUUUUUAUAAAAGGCACUAGGAACUAGCCAGGGAGGAACCUUUUCUGGAUUUGAUUUGUGUAAACCAGGACCCCAUUUGCCAUUUUAAACUCGUAAAUAUUAUUUUAAAAAAGCUGAUAGCAAACCAGAUAAGUCAGCUGAAGGCCUGCAGGUGAACUGAAGUUUUGAGGCACUUGUUUGACCAGACGGGGGCGCUGUAUCCUUUCCCAGAAAUGGGAAAUUGAGCUUUCCAUGCCAUCAUUUUAUCAUUGCAGCACAGGACCAAUGACUACAAUUAAAAGGUCCGGUGUGUAGGAUUUAGGCGGAAAUGGAUGAUAAUAUAUUAAGUAUAUUUUCUUUAAUGUAUAAUCACCUGAAAAUAAGAACUGGGUGUUGCUGUUACCUCAGAAUGAGCCGUUUAUAUGAGGAGCAGGUCCUGGGCCAUGGGGGCCAACAUGUUGAACCGUCAUGUUUCUACGGUAGCCCAGAAUGGACAAACCAAACACUGGCUCUUGAUAGGGUCAGUUGUACUUCGCAUCACCCACCUUAGUUAGCGGCCCUUCUGCCCUCCUUAACAUUAAACUGAUUUAUUCAGUGUUGUACUGGUUUUAAUCACUGGAUCUGAGGAAGAGACCUCUGUGGAUAUUUCAGCUCAUGCUAAAAACAUUCUGGAAAUUUGGGUCUUAAGUUAUUAGAGAAAAAAGUGAGCACACAUUAACAGGUGCUGGGUAAGCAGGCCAUCUGUGACGAGCCGAACAGCACUGGAAAACACAGAUUUUUAACAUGAAACUGCGUAAUGUAGUAUUUUAAUCACCUGGUCUGUUUGUUUUGGAGAGGAAGAUGCCUCUGUUGAUGUUUCAGCUCCCGGUAAAAUCCUCCUGAACAAUGACUACAGAAGUGAUUCCAACUGGAAAAUGUCACUAAAUCCUCCACACUGCUCCUUUAGACUACUGUAGAAAUAUAUUGGUGAAAAUGAAAUUUACAUGAUGUAUGUAAACCAAAUUUAAAACCGAUUUAAAUGUUUCAUUUCACCUGUUUAACCCUUUUUCUUCCAGCUUUUUUUUUUCAUUUAAGAGACAAAUUACCAUUUGCCAUGUCCUCUGCAUAUUUUCACAUUAUUUGACCAAUUAAAGGGAUUUAUAGCAGCCCCAAUACACUUCAGCUAUAAAUUCGUUCAGUCCUUGUUGAUUGAUGUGACCAAUCUUGUUAAAAAGCCUCGGUGGCAUCAAACUGUCCCCACCAGUUUUCCAAAGCUUAGACUGAGAUCAAUCAACAGACUCAGAGUUAGUGACCAUAAACACACUGUAAAAAAGAACAUGUCACUUCUGAGAUCUGAGUUGAGUUUGUAAUGUGGAGAUCGUUAAACACCAGACAGACCAUAGUGUGAUUCAGGAACCGUGGCUGAUUUGUGCGUCUCUGGUCUCGCUGUCCCUCAUGCCUCUGGUCAACAUUUUCUCACGCUGCUUUUUGCACUUUUUGUUUGUUUUCCCUGUCGUGGUCCUCAGGAACAUCGAGCAUUGUCGGAGAAGGAAACAAGUUUGUACACGUCUGCCUAUGUGUGUGUAUGUGUGUGUGUGUGAAAGUUUUUAUUGUUUUAUUUUGUUGUCUCAUCGCACAGGCAGCAGUUCUCGGCUUGUGCGGAGUGUGUAGGGGGAGGUCUGUGAGGUGUGCUGUGUGUGUGACACACUGAUGUCCUCUUGUCCACUGAAGGCUAGCUGUAUACAUCAUGCAUUUCAAGAAAAUGAGAUAAAAGCAGUGCUACAAAUGGAAAAUCAUUAUUAAUAAAAACUAUUUAAAUUGUUCA
Molecule: messenger RNA, 7716 nt
Organism: Plectropomus leopardus (leopard coralgrouper)
Lineage: Eukaryota; Metazoa; Chordata; Actinopteri; Perciformes; Serranidae
Gene: slc27a4
Product: solute carrier family 27 member 4
Biological process (GO): long-chain fatty acid import into cell; medium-chain fatty acid transport; long-chain fatty acid metabolic process
Cellular component (GO): endoplasmic reticulum membrane; plasma membrane
Molecular function (GO): long-chain fatty acid transmembrane transporter activity; oleoyl-CoA ligase activity
Source: RefSeq, a predicted model, not a curated record